Molecule: messenger RNA, 480 nt
Organism: Lizanozyma spartinae
Lineage: Eukaryota; Fungi; Ascomycota; Pichiomycetes; Serinales; Debaryomycetaceae
Exons: 1
Coding region: 1-480 (159 amino acids)
Source: RefSeq, a predicted model, not a curated record
AUGGCCACAUUUGCAAAGAUCAAGUGCUUCGUAUCAUCGUUCUUACUCUUUUAUGUCAUUUACUUGUGGACAUAUAGAUGUGGACAAUUGGAUAACUUGUACUCCCCCUUGAACGCCAUCAAGAGCAAAAUCGCUGGAGAUCACCCUGAAUCCGUGGAACUGAUCAAAGAUAUUCCUGUUGUGUUCAAAAAUGAAGUUGAUUCAUUUGAAUUUGCUGCUUGUGGUAAGUUGAACCAGUUUGAACUGUGGGUCAAGCCUUAUACUGCUUCUGGGUUUGCUUGGUUGGAUGCUCAUGUUUACUCUCAUCCUACUUUCAAGAAGUACGCCAUGGCAGAUAAGUUGACUUUCGCCAAGACCAAGUACUAUCAAUUUGUUCAUCCAUUGGUCUUGGAAGUGUUCCAAUACAUUGAGAUGUUGCAAUACAAGGUGGCUGAAUUGACUAGUCCUUUGAUUGCUAAGGUGAAGAAGAGUGUUAAUUAA